Messenger RNA from Scheffersomyces amazonensis, 3983 nucleotides. It is a transcript of the gene RAX2, whose product is annotated as Rax2p. Lineage: Eukaryota; Fungi; Ascomycota; Pichiomycetes; Serinales; Debaryomycetaceae. Gene Ontology annotation, cellular component: cellular bud neck; plasma membrane of growing cell tip; cellular bud scar. Gene Ontology annotation, biological process: cellular bud site selection. The record is from RefSeq and is a predicted model, not a curated record. The transcript has a single exon. The annotation marks the transcript as partial.
CCACCACCACCACCACCACCAACAACAAUAACAACUUAUUCUUAAGAGAUACUACCAAUAACUUUAAUACACAAAUUGCCAGUGUAAAUGGAAUUAUUUCUCAAAUAUUACCAUUAACAAAUGAUUCAAUUAUAAUUAAUGGAAAUUUUACUACGUUUAAUAAUCAAACAGUCAUAAGUCCAAUAAUAUUUAAUAUAACAUCAAAUGAAAUAGAAUCUAUAGUUGCAUCUUCUUCAUCUUCUCGUAAAAGAGAUAGUGUUCCAACUUUUACAAAUGGUACAGUAAAUACUAUGUAUGUUGAUAAUGAUAUAAUUUAUUUGGGAGGAGAUUUUGAAUUUAAUGGAACUUAUGGUGCCGCCAUUUAUAACCAAACUUCAAAACAAUUAUCUUCAACUCCAUUUCUUGGAUUUGGACCUAAUUCAGUAGUUAAUGCAAUUGCUAAAGUAUUUGAAGAUGAUAAAGAUGAAGUUAAUCAAGGUUCAAUAAUAUUUGGAGGGAAAUUUAAUACUUUAGGACUUCUGAAUCUUCUUUUACAUAAUACAACUAGUAAUUCAUCUAAAAUUUCAUUAAAUGAAACUUCUAAUGGUUCAAUAAUAACUGCAGAACAAUUAAUUUCUUUAAGACAUGGAAUAUUUACUAAUGUAAAUGGAGUUCCUAAUCAAGAUGAAUCUUCAAUAAUUUGUCCAUCUAAUGGUAAUACAUUUUCUAUUGAUCCAAAUCAAGGGGGUGAAUGGUUAGUUGAAUUACCCGAUGAAAUGAAAGGUAUAACUCCUACCAAGGCAAGAUUAUAUAUUCCUCCUGGUGAUAAUGGUAUAAAACUUUUUAGAAUUUAUUCUUAUCCUAAUAAUGGGAUUAUGAAUCUUUCAUAUAUUGAUCCUUCAACUAAUGAAAUUACAUUUUGUGAUGCUUGGUGUCCUUUACUUACUGCAACAGAUUUAGAAAAUUUUGCUAAUUAUAAUAAGCAAAAUCUUAAUACAACCAAUAAAACAAAUUCAAUUUUUAUUGAUGAUAAUGGUUCAUUAAGUAUGUAUUAUGAUCCAUCAACUAAAACUAAAACUCUUGGUUAUGGAGCAGGAUUUCAAGAAUUUGCCUUUGUAAAUGAUGUAGGAAUUGAUCAAAUUGGGGUAACUAUAAUUGAUUGGUAUGGAAGUAAUGGAGUUCUUGGAGGGUUUGAAUUAUAUCAAAAUGCCAUAUAUGUUUAUGGUAAUGAUACAUUAAAUCAACCAAAUUGUGAUAAAGAUGAAAGUACAAGAAGUUUAUCAAUAAUUAAUUCAGGAAAUUUCGAAUCAAUUCAAUCAUUAGAUUCAUCAGUUACAAUUACUGAUUAUUUAGUUUCACAAGGUAUUGAUUCCAAAAUAACUCUUUAUCCAAAUAUAUCAUAUUCAGGAAAUUAUUCAAUUAUAAUGACAACUCCUGGUUGUACUUAUGAUAAUUCAUGUUCACAAAGAUCAAUUGUAAAUGUUUCAGUUAUUGAUUUUAAUGAUAAUAUUUUAACUACUAAUUUAAUAUUUCAAAAUAAUAAUAAUAAUAAAUUUGAUUAUUUAUUUUAUGGACAUUUAAAUGGUACAUCUGAUUCAAAUGGAGGACAAAAUAGAAUUGAAAUAUCAUUUUAUAAUACUAUUAUUCCUAAUACUAAUAAUCCUUGGAUUGUAGUAGAUAAAAUAAUUGCUGAUAUUGUUACCUUGGAUAAAUAUUAUGAUAUGAAUUUAAAUAAUUCAUCUCAUAAAAAUUCUUCAUUAUCUUAUGAUUUAACUCAAAUUAAUUUAAAUGGAUUAUUUGAAUAUUCUUUAGCAAAUUUUACAAAUUUUGAUGAAAGUUUAGUAUCAUAUAUUGAUAAAAAUAAUAAUCAAACAAUAAUUCCUUUAACUAAUACAUUUGUGGGGAAUUCUUCAAUUAAUAUUUUAAGUUCUCAAUUAUCAGAAAAUUCUAUAAUUAAUCAAAUUACAUUGACAAAUAAUACGUCUAAUGCAGUUGGUAAUUUAAUUUUAUUAGGAGAUUUUCAAUCUAAUUCUAAAAAUUUAACUUUAACAAAUUCAAAUAUUAUUAAUUUAUCGCUUGAUAAUUAUAAUUCAACGGCUAAUGAAUCAGAUAUAAAUUUAAUUAAUAAAAAAUUUAUUAAAAGAGCUACUGAUUCUCAAACUAUAUUUGGAGGAGAAUUUAAUAAUUCAAUUUCAAGUAUAAUUAAUUAUAAUAAUGGAUUUAUAUUAUUAGGUCAAUUUAAUAUUGCUGGGAAUAAUUUCCGUAAUUUAUCUAAUAAUAAUAGUAGUAUAAAUUCAAUUAAUAAUUUUGCCUUAUAUUCUCAAAAUCAAUUAUAUGGAUUUGGUAAUUCAUUUAUUGAUAAAAAUUUUGAUCAAUUUUCAAAUUUAACAAUUAAUAAUCAUGAAUAUUUUAUAUUUUCUUCAUCUCAAGAUUCAUCAUUAUUUAAAACUUGGGAUAAUACAAUUCAAUCUUGGAUUACUAAUGGUAAUUAUCAAUUAAAUAUUUCUCAAGCAACUAAUGUUGGAUCUCAACAACAAAUUAUUGGAGGUCAAUCAUUUAAUAUUAUGGAUUGGUAUAGUAAUGAUCAAGCUUAUAUUAAUAGUUCAUCAAGUUUUAAUUCAUUUAAUUUUCAAGUUGAUUCAACUAGUUCUAAUUCAAGUGAAAUUAAUAAUUCUUAUUAUGUUAAUAAUACUUUAAGUAUUAUUGGAGGUAAAUUUCAAACUUCUAAUAUUCAAAAUAUUGCAUUUAUUUAUAAUUCUACAAAUAAUGGAAGUGUAACUGAUUUAGAUAAUAUAACUUGGGGUCAAAAUACUACUAUUGAAACAUUAUAUGUUGAUAGUACUGGUGAAUAUUUAUUUAUUGGUACAAAUGGACCUGUUGAAGUUAAUAAUAAUAAUAUUACUGGGGUGGUUAUUUAUGAUUUAAUGAAUAAUACAUUUACAAGUUUCCAACCAGCAGAAUUAUCAAAUCAAGAUGGUUCAAUAAUUGAAGUUAAUUCUAUUGUUUUAUAUGAUUCUGGAAGUAAACUUUUAGUUGGAGGUAAAUUUUCUCAAGCUGGUUCAUUAGAUUGUUCAGGAUUAUGUGUUUAUGAUCUUGUGAAUACUAGAUGGAUUAAUCCUCAAAAUGAUAAUAGUAAUGGAACUGUUAGUGGUACUGUUACAGAUAUUAAAUUUUAUCUGUCAAAUAAUGUAUUAAUUAGUGGUAAUUUAACAGUUAAUAAUAAUCCAGUUAAUUUCAUAACUUAUGAUUUUACCAAUGAAAUUUUUAAUAUUAAAUCAUCUUUAAAUUUAUUAGGUUCAGGAAAAGUUGUUCAAAAAUUUAUUUUAAAUGAUUUUAAUAAUGUAAAUUUAAAUGGUAGAUUAGUUGCUUAUGGUGAUGAUUUUAUUUAUGGAUUUGAUGGUUCUAAUUGGUAUGAAAUUGAUGAAGAAAUUGAAUAUGAUAAUUCAACAUCAUUUAAUGAUAUUAAAUUAUUAACCCUUGCUAAAGAUUCAAAUUAUAAUCAAACUUUAUUUGAUAAAGAUAUGAUUGUUGCUCUUGCUGGUACAUUUUCUUUAACAAAUUAUGGGCUUGUAAAUCUUGCCUUAUAUAAUGGAACUAAUUGGGUACCUUAUAUUUUUACAUCUAAUUCAUCUAAUCAAAUUGGAUCAAUUAAAUCUUUAUUAAUUGAAGAUUCUUAUAGAUUCCAAUCUUCUGAUGAUAUUUCUGGUCCAAAACAUUUAUCAACUGGUAAAGUGGUUGGUAUUUCAAUGGCUUGUGCCUUAGGUUCAACAACCCUUAUGGGACUUCUUUAUAUAAUUCCUUAUUUUGCAUUAUUUAGAAAGAGGGAUAAUGAAGGUACAGAAAGAAUUCAUGAAAAUGAGAUGAUUGAUGCAGUAAAUCCAGAAGAUUUAUUACAUGAAAUUGAUAUUCAAAGAAAUAACUAGUGCAUUUUAAUUCUCUUGUUCGUAUUGUUUUAAUUAUAUUUUAUAUUUUGUUUGCUUUUAAAUACAUUUAAUCCCGUUUAU